Helobdella robusta is the source of this 429-nucleotide messenger RNA. RefSeq lists its product as hypothetical. NCBI's taxonomy places the organism in Eukaryota, Metazoa, Annelida, Clitellata, Rhynchobdellida, Glossiphoniidae. The transcript has 6 exons. The record is from RefSeq and is a predicted model, not a curated record. The coding region runs from base 1 to 429 and encodes 142 amino acids.
AUGGAGGGCGAGGAAGUAAUGGAAGACUUGGUAUUAGCCAGCGCAACGGCUGUUUUAUCAAUAAGCACAGUCUACCACGCAGCUGUCGGUGAAGAUUUAUUUUGUAAAGUCAUAAUGACAUGCGGAGAUUUACGACUUCGCUUCAAACCUUGCUGGAAACCUUUGUAUGCACAAAUCCUUAUGGCCUCUACAGAGCAUAGUGUUGCAGUUGUGCUUAUGUUUGAGAACACCGAACCAAGAAGAGCAUUACACAUUCUAUUUAUAGUAUCGUUAGCGACGACAGCAGCCAUCCUAAUGUAUUACGGCCAGGAGAACUUCCCAUACGCAGCCAUGGAGGCCAUUUAUCAAAUGUUCCUCGUCUGUUUUUUCGGGAUUGCUUCUUGGGUCGACGAAUUUUUAGCAAAAACAUUAAUAACAGUAAUGAAUUAA